CAACCCGAGUAAUCUCAGUUCAACACGUGUGUUAAACACAAACACACAAAGAGAGAAAAUACAGAACAUUUAGAUCCACCUUAACGAAAAAAGAGUGUUCUGUUUCUUUGUAAGAGAGAGAGAGAGAGAAUGAGAUAUGGAGGUGGAAGAAGGAGAAGAAAUUUACUACAACCAUUUCUCGUUAUGUGUGCAACGAUAACAGGUGUAGGAUUAUUGAUAAUGGCAUUAAGACCGUUAGAUCCACGACCAGGAGCAGUAAUUGAAGUUGAUUACGCUAGAGAUUCUGACGAGUUUCUUGAUUUUAAUAGCACCGGUUUGAAUGUCGGUGGCGAGGAACCGCGUCCGCCAAGGACGUCCAGAUCGUGUGCCACGGUGGAAGAGAUGGGAAAGGAUUUUGAAAAUGGGUUUGUUGUUAAGGAGAUGCUUAGAGUUAGGAGAGUUAUUGAGCAGCAUUUUGUUUUGAAUGGUGCUUCAAGAGUCAGGGAUUUGCCCCCUGAUAAGUUUUGUAGGCAUGGAUUUGUUCUUGGAAAGACUGCCGAGGCAGGUUUUGGGAAUGAAAUGUACAAGCUUUUAUCAGCUGCGGCGCUGAGUAUAAUGUUAAACCGGUCCUUGAUCAUUGGCCAAACCAGAAGCAAAUAUCCUUUUCAGGAUUAUAUUUCGUAUGCCAACUUUACCUUUACCCUGAAAGAAAUAAAGCACUUGUGGAGACUAAAUGGUUGUGAAAGCAUAUAUGGGAGGAAACUGGUUAUGAGGACUGAUGACUUUGAAAAACCAGCUCAAUCAAAUGUUCUCUGCAGCAAUUGGAAGGAGUGGGAACAACCUAUCAUUUGGUUUCAAGGAACUAAUGAUGCUGUGGCGUCUCAAUUUUUCUUGAAGAAUAUACACCCUCAAAUGAAGGUUGCUGCUUUUGAUUUAUUUGGCGACCCACAAGUUCUUGGAUCUCAACCGAAUGUAUUUGGUGAGCUAAUGAGAGUUCUCAUAUCGCCUUCAAAAGAUGUUGAGGCAGCAGUCAAUUGGGUUAUUGGUGGUGACAAGAACCCUGAUAUCUCGUUGCAUAUGCGGAUGCAAACGAACAGGUCCAUAAGAGCUUUGCAGGCUGCAUUGCGUUGCAUCAGAAAAGCCAUAGAGAGUCAACAUCUAAUGUCUAGACCGAAGGUUGUUGUAGUGUCCGAUACACCUUCCCUUGCCAAAAAUAUUUCACCCAACAUAAGUGAAUUUGCAGAGGUUGUUCAUUUUGAUUAUGAAAAGUUCAAAGGAAAAAUGUAUGAUGGUUUGCCCAAGUUCGAUUUCAGAGUGAGGGACUGGGGUCCUGCACCCAGAUGGGUUGCUUUUGUUGAUUUUUUUCUUGCAUCUCGCGCUAGAUAUGCUGUUGUUUCUGGAGCCCAUAGGCGUGUCGGAACUACCUAUGCUCAGUUAAUUGCUGCACUGGCUGCAGCAAACAAUCUAGGAGACGACACCAACACCACUUCAGGUCCAAGCUUUUCAUUUUUAAGCAGUUUCCAAGGCAAUCUAUUAUCGGAUGGAUUAAAGAAUCAAAUAGGUUGGGGACAUGUUUGGAACAGAUAUGCAGGACCAUUGAGUUGUCGUAACCAAAACAGUCAAUGUGCCUUCACUCCACUUCUCCCACCAGGUUGGUGGGAUGGUCUUUGGCAAUCACCAAUUCCGAGGGAUAUUAAACGUCUUUCGUUCUAUGGCGUUCAACUAUCUGGUUUUGGUAAUGUAGAUACUGAUUCACUUCAAAAUUAUUGUAAUUCUAGGAAAACUGUUGUCAAAACUGUCACAUAUAAUUUGUAGUGUUUGGAAGUUAAAUUUCAUUGUAAUUUAUUUUUUAGAUAACAAUAAUAAUUUUUUGCUUCAUUCUUUUCC
Medicago truncatula (barrel medic) is the source of this 1866-nucleotide messenger RNA. RefSeq lists its product as uncharacterized. The record is from RefSeq and is a predicted model, not a curated record. The coding region runs from base 130 to 1794 and encodes 554 amino acids. Lineage: Eukaryota; Viridiplantae; Streptophyta; Magnoliopsida; Fabales; Fabaceae. The transcript is spliced from 7 exons.